CAGUCGGUGACUUUUGUUUGUACUUCAUCAGUAAACCUUGCUUUGAGCAAGUCAGCAUCUCAGUCCUCUGACUAUGCUAAUGCUUACCCUGUGCGAGCAGUGGAUGGAAAUACUGACGGUAUCUGGAGCUCAUCAAGUUGUACACAUACAGAUCAAACAACGAAUCCCUGGUGGCGUGGGGAUCUGGGAUCAAGUCAGCACGUAUCAGAGGUGUUCAUAGUCAACAGAGUAGAAGUUGGAUAUAGGCUUUCCAACAUAGAAAUUCGUGUCGGUAAGCGAAAAAUUCCCCAAAAUGUAAUUAAUUUCAUCUCAUAAUUUCGGCCUAUUUAAGGCCCACAUUCAAACCAGCUUGCAACUGAACUGCCCCAGUCUGAUAAAUAUUACGCUAAAUAAAUAGAAGAGAGAAAAAUAAAUAGAUUUGGUUCAAAUUUAUGUUGAGAUAUAUACGAUAAAUUUCAUCAACUUUAUCUUACGAGUAGCAUGGUGGCCAUGUUAUGUAGAUAAACUCUUUUGUUACACCUCCCGACACAAAUACGUUUUCCUAUUGGAGGAGAACGUGUCACAUGCUAUGUGUCACUUACUCCCUAAGGCGAACAAAACUCACUAAUUCCCAAGGGAAACAAUAACCUGAGCUUUCGACUCGCACGUGAGCACGUCGGGGACCUUAAAACCUCGGCAAAACUGUGUGCCACCCCGAGUCAAGAAAUUUAUAUUUUUUCAGUGACUCUUUAAAGUUUGAAGGUAAAUUAAAACACUUAAUGAAUGGCCCUACGGAAAAUAAUAAGUUUUAUUUUCCCUCAAGGAGCCAACCUCACUGUUUCCCUUAGGGCCAGCUUUAAGGAUAGCUUUAACCUUGAUUUACUGCACUUCUUCGACUUCAACGAUCAGCAAAGUCUUCUAAAAGAAGUUUUUUUUAUCCCUCAGGUGAUAGUUUGGCAGAUAAUGGGAACUUGAAUCCGAGGUGUGGUGGAUUGUACUCGAUGGCUAAUUCACUCAAAGCUUCGUUUUAUUGCAAACCGAGAAAAACUGGACGAUACGUAAAUAUCAGACUGAUGGGAAGUAGGAUGUUUCUGACUUUGUGCGAGGUGGAGGUGUAUUCAGAAAGCAGAGGU
Molecule: messenger RNA, 1112 nt
Organism: Pocillopora meandrina
Lineage: Eukaryota; Metazoa; Cnidaria; Anthozoa; Scleractinia; Pocilloporidae
Source: the annotation of a GenBank genome assembly